AUGUCUCAGUCAAUGGUUUCGAAGAAAAGGAGGGAAUUUAUUGGUCUCUCGGCGCCAUUGGGAUACGUUGCUGGUGUCGGCCGUGGUGCCACUGGUUUCACGACACGUUCUGAUAUUGGUCCAGCUCGAGAGGCUACAGAUGUCUCGGACGAACGUCAUAUGGCUCCGUCCAAGCGGAAGAAAGAGCAAGAAAAAGAAGAAGAAACUGAAGAAGAUCUUAAUGAGUCAAAUUACGACGAGUUCACAGGUUACGGUGGGAGCAUUUGUUCAAAGGAUCCUUACGAAAAAGAUGACGAGGAAGCAGAUGAGAUCUACGCCUCGAUUGACGAGCGAAUGGAUGAGCGCCGCAAAACUUACAGAGAAAAGCGUGAAGCAGAAGAAAUCGAGCGUUAUCGACGGGAGCGACCAAAAAUCCAGCAGCAAUUUGUCGACCUCAAGAGGGAACUAGCAAGCGUGUCAGAGAGUGAGUGGCUCAGUCUACCCGAAGUGGGCGACUCACGCAACAAACGUCAGAGGAAUCCGCGUGCUGAAGUCUUCACACCUGUUCCAGAUAGCAUCCUGGCUAAAGGGCUUCAGGAUACUCAGCUAAACACAAAGUUAGACCCAGCAGAGCAGCUUCUGGGCGGAUUGACUACGCCUUUCGGCGCCCAAACACCCACAGGUGAUAUUGACAUGAAGAAAAUCGGACAGGCUCGUACAUCACUAAUGGACAUUAAGCUUAACCAGGUGUCGGACAGUGUGUCGGGUCAGACAGUAGUGGACCCUAAGGGAUAUUUGACGGACCUGCAGUCAAUGAUUCCACAGUACGCCGGUGACAUCAACGACGUGAAGAAGGCCCGACUUCUCCUCAAGUCGAUGCGUGAGACCAACCCUAAGCACCCGCCUGGUUGGAUCGUUUCCGCACGACUUGAAGAAAUCGCUGGUAAACUGCAGGUCGCGCGCAAUCUGAUAAUGCGGGGCUGUGAGAAGUGUCCUAGCUCAGAGGACGUGUGGUUGGAGGCGGCUCGCCUCUGUCCUCCUGACCAGGCAAAAUCUAUCGUUGCACAGGCCAUCACUCACUUGCCUCAGUCGGUUGGUCUCUGGGUUAAGGCCGCCGACUUGGAGACUGAGCUAAAGGCCAAGAGGACCGUCUUUAAGAAAGCGCUGGAGAGCGUGCCGAAUUCCGUGCGAUUGUGGAAGCUGGCAGUGGAGUUGGAGGAGGAGGAGGACGCACGGGUAAUGCUGAGCCUGGCGGUGGAAUGCUGUCCCACCUCAGCGGAGCUGUGGCUGGCACUGGCGCGACUGGAGACCUACGAGCAGGCGCGGGUAGUCCUCAACAAGGCGCACGAGCAGAUCCCCACAGAACGGCAGAUUUGGUUCGCUGCCGCCCGCCUGGAGGAGGCAAAUGAACAGUGCACCCGUGUGGGAAAAAUCAUUGACGCCGGGGUCCAGUCGCUCAAGGCCAACAUGGUGGAGAUCAACCGCGACGAGUGGAUCAAGGAGGCUGAGGAGUGUGAGAAGGCCAAGUCCAUCCUCACUGCUCAGGCCAUCAUAAAAGCCAUCAUCGGUCACGGGAUAGAGGAGCAGGACAAGAAGCACACAUGGUUAGCAGAUGCGGAGUCGUGUGCAACAAAUGGGGCAAUCGAGUGUGCACGGGCUAUCUACGCCGUGGCGCUGGCCCAGUUCCCCAAAAAGAAGAGCAUUUGGCUGCGUGCCGCCUACUUUGAACGCAAUCAUGGCACCAGGCAUGAGUUGCUGGAUCAGGCGGUAAUGCAUUGCCCCCAUGCAGAGAUUCUUUGGCUCAUGUCUGCCAAGUCGAAGUGGCUCGCUGGUGACGUACCAGCUGCACGAUCAACGCUAGCCAAUGCUUUCCAAGCGAACCCCAAUUCGGAGGAGAUAUGGCUGGCGGCAGUGAAGCUAGAGUCGGAGAACUCGGAGUAUGCGCGCGCACGCCGUUUGUUGGAGAAGGCGCGCUCCUCGGCGCCGACGGCGCGGGUGUGGAUGAAGUCGGCGCGCCUCGAGUGGUGCCUCGGCGACCUCGAGGUUGCAGCGCAGAUGCUCGAGGAGGGCUGCGCCAAGUAUCCCCUCGAGCCCAAGCUCCAUAUGAUGCGCGGCCAGUUGGCCGAACUUCUCGCUAAACAGAGACCUGAGGAGCACGAAAAAUUCCUCGAACAGGCGCGUGACGCCUUCCGCGAAGGGACAAAGGAAAUCCCCCAUAACACUACCCUGUGGAUCCUUCUCUCGAGACUGGAGGAAAAGACAGGAAACAUGACCAAGGCCCGCUCCAUCCUCGAGAAGGGACGAUCGAAGAACCCCAAGGAGCCAGCUCUCUGGCUGGAGUCUAUUCGACUGGAGAUGCGAGCCAACUUGAAGCUCGUGGCAGAGUCGUUGCUCUCCAAGGCUCUGCAGGAGUGUCCAAAUGCGGGAUGUUUGUGGGCGGAGGCAAUUUUUAUGACCAUCCGGCCCCAGCGCAAAAUGAAGUCAGUUGACGCAUUGAAGAAAUGCGAGCACGACCCCCUUGUCCUGCUUGCUGUCUCGAAAAUGUUCUGGGCGGAGCGGCUCACUUCGAAGGCCCGCAGUUGGUUCAUGCGAACCGUAAAGCUGGAAUCCGACCUGGGAGAUGCGUGGGCGUACUUCUACAAAUUUGAACAACUUCACGGAACCGAAGACCAGCAGAAGGAGGUGCUGAAGCGAUGCAUAGCGGCGGAGCCACGCCACGGAGAGGCAUGGUGUCGAGUGAGCAAGGACUUCCGCAACUGGCGACUCCGAACCGCUGACCUCCUACCAUUGGUUGCCGACUCCCUGCCUCUUCCUACUUGA
Molecule: messenger RNA, 2799 nt
Organism: Echinococcus granulosus
Lineage: Eukaryota; Metazoa; Platyhelminthes; Cestoda; Cyclophyllidea; Taeniidae
Product: Pre-mRNA-processing factor 6
Exons: 13
Coding region: 1-2799 (932 amino acids)
Biological process (GO): mRNA splicing, via spliceosome; spliceosomal tri-snRNP complex assembly
Cellular component (GO): catalytic step 2 spliceosome; U4/U6 x U5 tri-snRNP complex
Molecular function (GO): protein binding
Source: RefSeq, a predicted model, not a curated record